AGUUUCCUAUAUAGAGCACUUAAGAUGAGCACUAACUCGGAAACAAAGCAAAAAGAAGUUCAACAGUCUCUUUGAUUCAAUCUUUUAAGUCCCUCACUUAUUGCAAGUCCAGAAUUCCAAUGGCUUCUGAGAAAAGCAAGAUCUUGAUCAUCGGAGGCACCGGCUACAUCGGCAAGUUCAUUGUCGAAGCGAGCGCAAAGGCUAACCAUCCCACCUUUCUUCUUGUUAGGGAGUCCACGGUAAAUGACCCUGCCAAGGGAGCUCUCAUUCAGAAGUUCAAGAACUUGGGGGUCACUUUGCUCUAUGGGGAUCUUUUUGAUCAUGAGAGCUUGGUGAAAGCCAUCAAACAGGUCGAUGUGGUGAUAUCAACAGUGGGUAACUUUCAGCUAGCAGAUCAAACCAAGAUCAUUGCUGCCAUCAAAGAAGCUGGUAAUGUUAAGAGAUUCUUCCCCUCGGAAUUUGGAAACGAUGUGGAUCGUGUACAUGCAGUUGAGCCAGCUAAAUCUGCCUUUGCAAUCAAAGCCCAAAUCCGCCGCGCUAUAGAAGCUGAGGGGAUACCCUACACUUAUGUCUCCAGCAACUGCUUUGCAGGCUAUUUUCUGCCCACAUUGGUACAACUAGGAGCUACUUCUCCACCCAGAGACAAAGUCACUAUCCUAGGGGAUGGAAAUCCAAAGGCAAUCUUUAACAAGGAAGAUGACAUUGGCACCUACACGAUCCGAGCGGUUGAUGAUCCAAGAACAUUGAACAAGGUCCUCUACAUCAAGCCUCCCAAGAACACUUACUCCUUUAAUGAACUCGUUGCCUUGUGGGAGAAGAAAAUUGGAAAAGUUCUUACGAAGGUCUAUGUUCCAGAGGACAAACUCCUCAACGACAUUCUAGAGGCUCCAAUUCCGAUCAAUGUGAUAUUGGCAAUCAACCACUCUAUUUUUGUGAAAGGAGAUCACACCAACUUCGAAAUUGAGCCGUCUUUCGGAGUCGAAGCCUCCGAGCUGUACCCGGAUGUUAAGUACACCACCGUGGAGGAGUAUCUCGACCAGUUUGUUUAAGCAUCAUUUGGUUGUUGAUUAAGAUGUUUGCUUAAUAAAAAGUACUAGCUUUCAUGUACUAGCAGAAGAGCUCUGUGCUCUCAAAUUAUGUUGUUUUAAUGUUUGUCUUCUGUGAGGAUAUGUACUAAUUAAACUUGAAAUCUUCAAUUCACCUCUUGGAUUGUUUCGGAAUUCAGAAGCCAAAA
Molecule: messenger RNA, 1234 nt
Organism: Fragaria vesca subsp. vesca
Lineage: Eukaryota; Viridiplantae; Streptophyta; Magnoliopsida; Rosales; Rosaceae
Product: isoflavone reductase-like protein-like
Exons: 5
Coding region: 120-1049 (309 amino acids)
Molecular function (GO): oxidoreductase activity
Source: RefSeq, a predicted model, not a curated record